Messenger RNA from Exaiptasia diaphana, 3764 nucleotides. Its product is annotated as UPF0577 protein KIAA1324. The transcript has 8 exons. The record is from RefSeq and is a predicted model, not a curated record. NCBI's taxonomy places the organism in Eukaryota, Metazoa, Cnidaria, Anthozoa, Actiniaria, Aiptasiidae. Bases 1 to 2235 code for a protein of 744 amino acids.
AUGGCUAUUAUGGAAUCACUCCACUAUCAACAAACAAUACAUUUCUCUAAUCUAUUAUUACUGGCUUUUUAUCUCUGUAGUACACUAAAAGACCCAAGCAUUAUAAAACCUCCCUAUACAAUCCCCUGCACAUGUCCUGAAGGCASUGGGCUUGCUGGUGCAAAGCCGUCAUGUAAACCCUGUGAUCCAGGAAYAUUUAGUGCUGGAGGUGAACAUAUUAGUGAAUGGGGAAGUUGGGCAGACAAUGGAACCAUUCCACCAMCUCAAUCAGGAAUAACUACAUUUUGUGAUACCUACCGUAGCUAUGUCAAGCCAUGUGAACACUGGAAAGCUAGCUUCUUUAAUGACAGCAUUGAGUCAGGUGAAAAUUCAAAGACAAGGUGUAUGACCUCAACCCUUUUGAUGAAAAAGCAGUUUGUUGGUCCSGAGAAUUACGUCGAAUUCACCUACAGAGURGAAGGUCGUAAAUGCUACAAUAACUAUGCAGGAUGCGAUGGUUUGGCAUUUUUCGUUGAUGGCAAGCUAGUUAUGAAAUACCGAGGCAAUCAGCUUGUAUGGAAGACAGUGAGGUUCAAUGUUUCAUCAGUACGUAACAUGGGCUGGAGACCAGCUGGAAGCCACAUUCGUACCGUCCGUGUCGUAGGGGACGUUGAUUCCUUCAUACAGACAGACAAAUACGAAGUUGUGUCCAACAUCGCUUAUAUUGCGUUCAAUUGCUCUAUUCUGUGUAAUAUGUCUCAACCUGUAAGCCGUCUCCAAGGCAACCACUUGGCAGAUAUUAACUACUGCAACUUAGUCUUUGAAGUUUGGGCCAAUGAUAGUCUAGCAGAUCAAGUCAAUUGUACGAAACCUAAAGGAAAGUACGUUUAUAAGCACGAACGAAAACGCGAUGGAAGACCAGUAGGUCACAAGUAUGAUCUUAAAAGGGGUACCAGCUAUKAGUUCAGGUGGUUCUUUCAUCAAGAGGAUGAAUUGAAGUCUGUCUCUUCUGCCUUCGAAGCCAGGAUUUAUAAUAUCAGUAUUGUGGGUGUCAGAGGUGGCUCAGCUAUAGCCUGCACACCCUGUGCUAGCGGAUAUUACAGUGUCGCUGAUAACAAUGACUGCCGAAUUUGCCCGAAAGGAACCUACAGUAAAAGGGGAUCAAGCAAGUGCUUGAAUUGUAAAGAAGYWUACUUUUCAGACGCACCCGGUAGCGGKGAGUGUCUUGCUUGCGGCGCCACGACAAAAAGUCUACCAACUCGCGACGGWUGUACCAAUAAUGGCUGCUCGUAUUCCUACAAGGACGCUGGUUUAGAGUACGAUUUUUCCCGGCUCUCGCGCGUCAAUGGCUCAAUGUUUAAUGUGUUGAGCUAUCAAGUAGGUAGUCCAGGUUUCUCAAGAAUGGCCAUUAAAAUCGGCCGUCCGCGAAGGACGACACCUGCGCGMCUUUCGAUCUGGCCUCCUUACAGACCAUCCUUUUACUUGAACCUGUGUACAGUAUUCCAUGACAAUACAUCGUGUACGACUCGCCAAKUAGGUCGAGGUCCACGCAAGAGUCUUCCUGUCAUGGGCUGUCGUGCGAGUUGGUGGAGUCUUCAAGAUAAAAGCAUUGGACGUGUCAUUGGAUUCAAGCCUAAGAAAGACCCGGCUAGCGGUGUCAUGGUAGAGUUACUUCAUGGUGAUAUAUGUCAUAAAAACACCAGAUACAACGCGACUAUUGAUCUUGUUUGCGACGUCGACGCUGGCGUUGGUACUCCAGGACCUGAGACCAACCACACUCAGAUCUUCAGGCCACCCUGUUCUUAUUACUUUAAAUGGAGAUCGCUUUAUGCAUGUCCAAAGUGUCGAAAAGGAGACCUCGAGAAAGUCACCCAUCCGUGUAUAAACGGAACUGCUCGUGUAACACUUGAACGCAGGUUCCCUUGCUGGGGAAAGUUGGAUGGCAUGGAGGUCGGAGAGACAUACAUUAACUGCACGUCUUUCGGCGGCGGAAUUAGUCAUUUKGCUAAGGUGAAAAAAAUCGUCGAAGUACAACAAACCGUCAACAAAGUACUGAUUGGAGUUGGAGUGGUCGUUAUUGUCGCAUUGCUAGUCAUCGCUGGAUACUUCUUCUACAAGCAUCGCGAUAUCAAGUUCAAGUAUUACCACACGCUAGCNAGAAACAAGCCCAUGAGUAGACUGGAGGAGGAAGAAGAGGAUUUUGGACAAGUUGAGGGCGACGUAUUUAAUGACACGCGCACUAUGAUAAACAGCUGAUUGGUCUCCUUUUGGCAGACAAGCGAAAAACAAUUGGAAGAAGUGUGAUUAACAGUUGAGAGAAACAGAAGAGAGGAACAGAAGGACUUGAGAAUACUUAUACUCUAGAAAUUCUGACACAGGAAUCAUACACCAGGUAUCGUAAUAAUAUUGCAAGGCCAAUUUACACGGUACUUGUACUGCUGUCAGACUUGUCACAGAUGUUCACGAUUUAUUGCUAAUUCGACGCAUCUCAUAAAACAACGUUUUUGCUAAAGUAAAUCGUUUUGAUCUCAUCGUGCAAUAAAUCUUGGACAUUCAAUUGACAAUUCUCUAACAUUCCAGUGCAAGCCGACUUAGCCUCGAACAUAUGUGAAAUUGAUUGGAUAUUCUAAAGUUUUCUAUCCGAGGAACGAGGCUAUUCCAGCCUGUACUGUAUUUUUAAGAGUAAUCAAUACAUUAUCGACACAUCGUACAUUAUCAAAAUACGCAUUUUCUAAUCUGCUUUGCCUUAGAGCUAAAAGUUAUUAAGCACGUCAGAAGUGUCUAAGAGGAAAUAUAACACCUGCGUAUCGUACUAUUUUUAACUCAUUUUGUGUUUUGUUGAACUCCCGCGUGCUCAAUAUCACUUCUUGGUUUUACAAACACUAAAUAUGUUAAUCACACUUUGCAUUUAAUGGAUUAGCACUAACAUUGUYGAAUAAACAGAUUCAAUAUGUUUAUAAGCCGAAGGGAAAUACCAGUCGAGUAUUAGACACGCCUAUGUAUAACCUACGUUGGAUCUCUUUUAGUGGGCGCGGAAAUAACCACAAAGCACGUUCUACGCAUCUCUCUUAUUAUAAAGUUCUGAAACCAGUUGUAUGAAGUUUUGAUGAAGUUAGCUAUCAUAUUUGUAAUUUGUUUUUUAUUUCUUAUUUUACUUUUAUUGUGGUCAGUUGCACACUGAAAAUGCUACCUUAAUGAAAUCCACGUUGUAAGGGGUUGUGUUUAUGGCGCACAAAUCAUUUUUAAUAACGAUAUUCAACAAUGCAUUUCGUAUGAGGCUUCCUCCACAUGUCAAUCAGUAUACGGCGAUAACUUAGAGUUUGAUAAUGGGGAUCCAGMUAAACCAUGUAUAUGGAUAAAAACCUGAUUUUUAACUGGUUUAUCCAGGGGUUAGUGGUCAAUCAAGUUUUAAACAAGCCUGCUCUGAAAAUUUAGGUUCACGUUAUUUGCACAUGUGWAGGUAGACUCUUAGUUCCUGUUUACAUYAGACAGGGUGCCCCUAGGUGUAGAGACAAACUCUUUUGUUUUCGAUCCUCCAGGGAAAAGAAAACAAAGGAGUUGGCCCUGCCACGUAGGGGCACCGUAUCUCAUCUAAACAGGGCCUUAAUUACAGGCGAAAAGGCAUUUAGGCCUUGRAGCUUCGAGGAUCUUUUAAUUUAGAACUUAGUACAUAAUAUGAAAUAAUUUCUUAAAGUAUUUMAUGUCGUGUUUUAUUUAUCACCCUAAUUUAAUGGAUUGUAGUUUUUUUAUAAUUUUAUUCUAUAAAAUAAACUGUUCACCACGUG